AUGGAAGUUUUGGAAGAUCAUCUACCGCUCAUCGAAUUUGCAUACAACAACAACUACCAUGCUAGUAUUCGGAUGACCAUAUAUGAAGCACUGUAUGGACUGAAGUGCAGAUCUCCUAUCGGCUGGUUUGAAGUUAAUGAAACAAAGUUAUUAUGUCCUGAUUUGGUGCAACAUGCUAUAGAAAGGGUGAAAACAGUUCAAAAUCAACUAUUGACCGCUCAAAGAAGGAAAAAAUCUUACUCAGAAAAUCGACUACGAGAUUUGGAGUUUACUGUGGAAGACUGGGUAUUCAUAAGGGUAUAUCUUAUGAAAGGAAUAAUGAGGUUCGGUAAGAAGGGCAAACUCCGUCCCUGGUAUAUCAGACCGUAUCAAAUCCUUCAAAGAAUCGGUCAAGUAUCUUGUAAGCUUGACCUGCCCCCGGAAUUGGAAGCAGUGCGUCCGGUAUUCCAUGUGUCAAUACUUCUGAAGUGCUUAAGUGAUCCAUCCCGUACUACCCCUAUUGAAGAUAUUCAAGUUACGGAGGACUUAUCAUAUGAAGAAAUUUUGGUGGCUAUCCUGGAUUGUCAAGUGCGUAAGUUGCGAACCAAUGAGGUAGCUUCAGUUAAAGUAUUUUGGAGGAAUAAUAAUAAAGAAGAAAUGACAUGGGAAGCUCAAGAAGACAUGAAAUCCAAGUACCACCAUUUAUUCCACACUACGGGAGGCAACAAUGAUACUACCAUGGCGGGCACAACCCAAAAGGACUAA
Nicotiana tabacum (common tobacco) is the source of this 744-nucleotide messenger RNA. The record is from RefSeq and is a predicted model, not a curated record. Lineage: Eukaryota; Viridiplantae; Streptophyta; Magnoliopsida; Solanales; Solanaceae.